AUGUUGGUCAAAGUUACUGUUCUCCUUGUCGUCUUGCUGGUUGCCCAUCGCUCCUUGGCAGCCCACAAGUCAUCGCCAAUCCCAGGUGGAUUUUUCGACGUCGAUUUGAAUGAUCCCGAAGUUUUGGUGAGUUUAAAAAUGAUCCAGAAGUUGUGAUGAUAAAAAAAUAAUAGCAAUAGCAGGUUAGCAACGGUAAUUUUUAAAAUACGAUUCCCCAAACGUUUUCAAUUUUUGCUUGUGAGAUCUACACCUUAUGUGUAAGCAUACAGUAAGAAAUUUUUAAUGAUUGCUCAACGUAUGUGCUAAAUUUAAAGAAAGUUACAGCAUCGAGAUUUGAGCAUUAGUUAGCCUUACCAAAAUGGCGUUACGAUUUUUAGCGACAGUUUGGGUCAAAGAUACUAUGGCGUUGGUUAGCUUAGUUGUUGAAAUAAUACGAUUCACCGGGUCCUAGAACAGAUUAUUACAUAUUACGGAUUUUUGUUUUUUGCCGCAAAUUUUGGUCUUGUAUAUAUUACAAUAGCUCAGGGUGAGGAAAAACAAUGUGAGUAAAAGCUAAGAUUAGAAAAAGUGGACGUGUGGACGUAUUGCAAGUCUUUGCCGAGCCUUCGCCGAGCUUCCGCCGACCAUCCAAAAGCUUUGCCAGGGCUCAUAGGCACUUCCUAUAACCUUUUUUUGGUACCCAUCUGCCGUUCGACACCACUGUGAUUUCAGAGGCUUGCCAAGGAGGCCGUCCAGAUUCAUGCAAAGGAAACCGGUGACAAGCUCAAGCUCCAUCAAGUGCUCGCUGCUAAAAAACAAUUCGUGGCUGGUGUUAACUACAGAAUUUAUUUGGAGGCCCGUAAUUUGAAUCCCAGGCGUAUUCCCGUCCUGCUCCAAUUACAAGACCGCGUCCAUGUGCCACUGAAGGGAAAAGCCAGCCAUCAUGUCACCGAAAUCACCAACUAA
Molecule: messenger RNA, 945 nt
Organism: Bursaphelenchus xylophilus (pine wood nematode)
Lineage: Eukaryota; Metazoa; Nematoda; Chromadorea; Rhabditida; Aphelenchoididae
Source: the annotation of a GenBank genome assembly